Messenger RNA from Cololabis saira (Pacific saury), 713 nucleotides. RefSeq names its product phosphatidylcholine transfer protein-like. The record is from RefSeq and is a predicted model, not a curated record. The transcript is spliced from 6 exons. Gene Ontology annotation, molecular function: phosphatidylcholine intramembrane carrier activity; phosphatidylcholine binding. NCBI's taxonomy places the organism in Eukaryota, Metazoa, Chordata, Actinopteri, Beloniformes, Belonidae. Bases 40 to 678 code for a protein of 212 amino acids.
CGUCCGUCUCUCGUGACAGCAGCAGCCCGACAGCCCGUCAUGUCGCUGCGGUUCUCGGAUGAAAACUUCCAGGCCGCCUGGUCGGAGCUGGACGAGCCGCGGGUGGAAGGAUGGGAGCUGUUCACCGAGACCAUGGGGGUCCGCAUCUACCGCCUCCUGGACCAGGAAACCGGACUUUACGAGUACAAGAUCUUCGGCGUUCUGGCCGGCUGCGACGCCGACCUGUGUGCAGACGUCUACAUGGACCUGAAGUACCGGAAACACUGGGAUACUUACGUGAAAGAGCUGUAUGAGCAGGACUUCAGCGGCCAGCCGGCCAUCUACUGGGAGGUGAAGUACCCGUUCCCCCUGUCCAACAGAGACUACGUCUACGUGCGGGAGCGGAGGGACCUGGACGUGGACGGCAGGAAGAUCCGGGUCAUCCUGGCCAGGAGUUCCCAGGAGACGCCGUGCGCCGAGAAGAGCGGCGUGCUGCGGGUCAAAGAUUACAAACAGAGCGUCGCCAUGGAGACCGACGGCUCCAGUGGAACUAAAGUGUUCAUGAACUACUUCGACAACCCCGGCGGUAUGAUCCCGACGUGGCUGGUGAACUGGGCGGCCAAGAGCGGGGUCCCGGGCUUCUUAACGGACAUGCAGAAGGCCUGCAGCAACUACCAGAGCUACUGCCAGAAGAAGUGAGGAGGAGGAGGAGGAGGAGGAAGAGGAGGAGGAGG